Messenger RNA from Thunnus maccoyii (southern bluefin tuna), 2645 nucleotides. RefSeq names its product sodium- and chloride-dependent transporter XTRP3-like. Gene Ontology annotation, molecular function: L-proline transmembrane transporter activity. The record is from RefSeq and is a predicted model, not a curated record. The coding region runs from base 129 to 1925 and encodes 598 amino acids. Gene Ontology annotation, cellular component: plasma membrane. Gene Ontology annotation, biological process: sodium ion transmembrane transport. NCBI's taxonomy places the organism in Eukaryota, Metazoa, Chordata, Actinopteri, Scombriformes, Scombridae. The transcript is spliced from 11 exons.
ACCACGUUACAAUCACGGUGAGCUUAUAAAAGGCUGACAGGACGCACGGUAACACACUGCGCACUGACUCCACGACGUUAUUGUUUUAUUGACUCGUUGAGAAACAAUCUGGAAACGUUCACGCAGACAUGGAAAAAGAUGCAAGGCCCAACUGGGACAACCCCAUGCAGUUUAUGCUGGCAUGUGUAUCAUAUGCAGUCGGACUGGGAAAUGUGUGGCGGUUUCCAUAUCUCUGUCAAAUGCACGGUGGAGGGGGGUUCUUGAUUCCAUAUUUUAUCAUGCUGUUUCUGGAGGGGGUGCCCUUAUUCUACAUGGAGCUUGCCAUUGGUCAGAAGAUGCGUCUGGGUAGCAUCAGGGCCUGGACUGCCAUCAGUCCUUAUUUGGGUGGUGUGGGUCUUGCUAGUGUUGUGACAUCCCUCUAUCUGUGUCUCUAUUACAACAUCAUCAAUGCAUGGAGUUUCUGGUACCUCUUUCAUUCAUUUCAAUCAGUCCUUCCCUGGGCAGAGUGCCCGAUCAAUUCCAACCGGACAGCACCUAUAGAGGAGUGUCAAAGGGCUACACCCACUCAGUACUUCUUCUACAGGGAAACACUGGACAUCUCCUCUUCUAUUGAAGAGAAUGGAGGCAUUCAUACAGGCCAGGCAUUGUGCCUCCUGCUUGCCUGGGUGAUUACCUACCUGUUCAUUGUCCGAGGAGUGAAGUCAACUGGUAAGGUGGUGUAUUUCACAGCCACAUUUCCCUAUGUGGUCCUCUUUAUCUACCUGAUCCGGGGUGUCACUCUUCAUGGUGCCAUCAAUGGUGUCAAAUACAUGUUCACACCCAAGAUGGAACAGCUUGCUGACCCAACUACAUGGAUCAAUGCAGCCACUCAGAUCUUUUUCUCUCUGGGUUUGGGUUUCGGGUCACUCAUAGCUUUUGCCAGCUACAACCAGUACAACAACAACUUUGAGCGACAGGCCAUCGUUGUUUCCCUUAUCAACAGCGGAACCUCCAUCUUUGCCAGCAUUGUCACCUUUGCCAUCUAUGGGUUCAAGGCCACCGUCAACUACGAGGACUGCCUAGAAAGGACGCGCUUGCUGCUGCUGAAUGCCUUUAGUCUAGCAGAGGAUAGCAUCACUUUGGACAAUGUCUUUGAGUGGAUUGAGAAACUAAACACAACAUACCCGCAGCAGUUUGCUGAACUCGCCAACAAACUGGAAAACUGUGACCUAGAGAGUGAAUUGGACACUGCAGUAGAGGGGACAGGUCUGGCCUUCAUAGUGUACAGUGAAGCCAUUAAGAACAUGCCGUUGUCUCAGCUGUGGUCAGUGCUGUACUUCUUCAUGCUUCUGCUGCUGGGAAUGGGCAGCAUGUUGGGCAAUAUCACUGCCAUCAUCACCCCGCUACGAGACUUCAAGGUCAUAUCCCGCAUGAGCAAUGAGAUGUUCAACGGUUUAGUGUGUUUGUUCUGUUUGCUGCUUGGCCUGGGCUUCACCACCACAUCAGGGAAUUACUGGUUUACCAUGUUCAACGACUAUGGAGCCACUUUCUCCCUGCUCUUCAUCGUACUAAUUGAGGUCAUAACUGUCAGUUACAUCUAUGGAAUCAAAAGAUUUGAAAAAGACAUAGAAGACAUGCUUGGUCAUCGUCCCCACUGGUACUGGAAGAUCAUGUGGACAGGAGUUAGUCCCCUUCUCCUCAUCGCCCUCUUCAUCUUCUACAUCAUCAACUACAUCCAGGGAGGGACACCCACCUACCAAGCAUGGAACAAAGAGCUGGGAAAGUCAGUGGUGACCGAGUAUCCUGUUUUUGGUCAAGUCUUCAUUGGGCUGCUGCUGGUGUCGUCAGUCAGCUGUGUUCCCCUCACAGCUCUGUCUGUGUACUGCAGGAAGAGGAAACAUGGCCAUCACAAGAGGCAGCGUACUGUCAGCACAGUAUCUGCUUAGUGAGCAGGUUAUGACAGAGCACACAUUUACUGAGACUAACCUCUGACCAUCACUUGCCUUCCUGGGCACACAUCUCUGUCCUCCAGUUGAACACACAACACUCCUUCACUUCUCACUUAUAACAAGGGACAAUGGAAAAUAGUUGUCUUUGUCCACGCUUUCACACACACACACACACACACACACACACUCACACACACACACACAAAACUUGAAGACAGGGAUAUCAAAUCCACAUAAAAAUCAGGUCAAACCUUUUUGCUCCUUUUUUAAUGUGGGUUUUUUCAGUGAAAACCAUUAAAAAACAAAAAAUCAUGAGCCUUAACAAUACUCUUACACGUAUAUGUAUUGUAUAAUUUCUCUCAGUGUUUAAGUCACAUCAAUACUCUGUACAUUGAAAGAGAUUCCUCACAUUCCACAUAGAGUGAAAAUAAUUCAGAUCGCAUUUUCCACAGUUCAACUGUGGAACAUGUUAUUAGUGUAGAUAUAGUUUGUUUAAUUUCCAAACAUUUACAGCAAAUAUGGUUGUCAUAAUAUGUCGUAUGACACUAGUUUACUAAACGGUCAUAAUAUGAUGAAUGUAUGUAGAUACGUAGUUUACUCAAUGAGUUAUGAGAAGUAGUGUUUAUGUCUGUAAUUAUUUUCAUAUCUUAUACACUGCAAAAAUGCCUUAGUUGUUUCAUGUUCAGCCUUAAAUAUUAAUAUGUAUUAAUAUGUUCA